Molecule: messenger RNA, 375 nt
Organism: Botrytis fragariae
Lineage: Eukaryota; Fungi; Ascomycota; Leotiomycetes; Helotiales; Sclerotiniaceae
Exons: 2
Coding region: 1-375 (124 amino acids)
Source: RefSeq, a predicted model, not a curated record
AUGCACGCCUCAUUUUCCGCCGUCGUCACCACACUCCUCGCUGUCAGCGUCGCUGCUCUCCCAAACAACAAUGGCGGUAGCCCAACCACCACCUGGGGCAGCACUUCCCCAACCGGCGCUCCCACUUGCUCCGGCAGCAAAUACACAUGUGUAUCCAACGGACUUCUCACCCUCCUCACCUGCACCAACAUCUUGAACGGUGUUGGCAUUAGCAUUCCAAUCACUCUUAAGAACCGUGCUCUCGAGGAACGAGGAAUUGAAGCCCGUACCAGCAAAGAAGAUGGAGAUUACUGCUGCACUUCCGCCGGAUUGCUCACUCUCAGCUGUCUCAACGUUGCAAAUGGUGUUCUCAUCUACUUGCCAAUCUCUCUAUAA